Messenger RNA from Caenorhabditis remanei, 2748 nucleotides. RefSeq lists its product as uncharacterized. The transcript has 6 exons. The record is from RefSeq and is a predicted model, not a curated record. The coding region runs from base 1 to 2748 and encodes 915 amino acids. NCBI's taxonomy places the organism in Eukaryota, Metazoa, Nematoda, Chromadorea, Rhabditida, Rhabditidae.
AUGUUCUGGCUAUUCAUAUUAGCAUUCGCAUCGAUUCAAGCUCAACAUGUCAGAAAUUUACCAAUGAGAGGGAACUUCAAUUCAUCUAAUAGUCAUUACUAUCCACCAGUAACAGAUGAAUUUAUACCAUACUUCUCUAAUGCUAACGCGUUUGCUAACGCGUCUACUACCCGUCUCCGUAUCCGUCGUAAUAGUAAUAAUGACUUCUCCGUUACGGUAGAUCAGAUUCUAAAAAUCUCUCGAGUUAUCAAUGGAAUAGCUCUUCAACAAGGUCUCACUAAGAAAUCCAUUCAAUCGGAAACCCUGAUCACCGAACUUUUGAAUCUGGGAUCCGUCAUCCCCGCACUAAUCCACGAUCUCAAACCAAAUGAAAUCGCGGCUCUGAUUGAGGAAAUCCAGAGUUUUCCGGAUAAUCUCAGUCAAUCCCUGGAAAUAGAUAGAAUUGAGCAACGAUUCCUUUUGUAUAGUUCAAUGAUCAACAAAAUUAAGGGAGUCGAGAAGAACUUUGGAAUACCGGACAGCAAUCAAUACCUGACAGAUGUUAAGAAAUUGGCGAGAACAACAGAGAACUUGGGAAAAAUUGAUGAUGGCGUCACAUGUAUGAAGUACAUAUUGGAUAGACUGGUAGAUCUAGAAACAACUACGGACAUUGCAGCUGAACUUUUUCUAAAACUUGUUGAGAUCCCAGUGAUGACAAACAGAGUGGAGAGCUUGGACAAAUUUAAGGCAUUCUUUGAUAGCAAGGUGAUUGGUGGCUCGAUUUUCGAAACGUUGACUAGAGUUCAGUCCGCGGUGCAGGAGUUCAGAUAUGCCAAGCCAGCUGUUAAUCUAUAUGAUACAAAAGACGAUGCAAUUGCUGGAAAAGUGGGUGAAAACAUUAAAAAAUUGAACGACUUGGCUGGAAAGGCAAAGUCUGCAUUAUCCACUUUCCACAUUCUUAACCAACUCUUCAUCCAUCGGCUCCAUCGUUCUGGUAAUCGAGAGUUGACUUUAUCGGCUGGUUUUUCCAAUGGGUUUAGUAAUUUGCAAUUGAUUUCUGAUGAUUUGAGGGAUCAAUGGGUCCAAUCAGUGGUUGAUGGACAAGCGGAGUCAUUGGCAAAAGCUAUGCAACAGUUUAAAUCAUUCGGUGAGGCGAUUAAAUCGAUGGAUAAUUCUUUUGCAUUACCACCUGGAGAAGACCAAGUUCUGAGACGUGUGUACGAUAGAACUGCUCAACUUGCUGAGAUAUCUGAAAAAUUUCGUGGAUUGGAUGAAAAUACGAAGCAAUUCAAGAUAAAUGUACUCAAGAGUGAAAUGAGACCUACCAAUCAGGACAAUUUCAGUAAUUUAAUGGAGAAAAUUUGGGCAUUGAGAGAUCAAUACAGUGCAACUCUACAAGUGAUCGACUUGGCUUCAAAGUUAACUGGAGAUCACAAAGAAGAUCUGUCAAAUAUGGUAAAAAUCAUUGCCAAUUGUGAGCCUGAAACUGCUGUAGUUCAAUUGAAAACUCUUCGGGAGAGUUUAGAAUUUAAAAAGAUUCUGAGUCUUUUCCGAAAUGCUGAAAAGGAAUUAAAUACUCUGGAGAAUGUUCAGCAAGAGGUUCAUAAGACACAGAAUCAAAAUUCGACGGUAAUCGGUCUUGCGAAGUCAAUCGGAGAAGAAUAUGGAGAGGUGAAGACGUAUAUGGAUGGUUUGGGUGGAUUCUUUGAUGGCGUAGAUCAGAUUCGAAAUCUCAAGGGAAUCGACUUGUUGGGAGAAGCCGUUGAAGCCGUAAAAAUGUUCCGUGCGUCUAAUGAAAGUGCGCUGAGUUUCUUGAAAAUCAAGGAAGCCAUUCCGAGUGUCCAACAGAAGAUGAUGGAUGUCCAGGCUACUAUGGAUACAUUUAAAGAUGGUUUGGAAGUGAAGGUGUUGGCUGGACUUCGGGAUGUACUACAGGAUUCUCAGACAAUUGGAUCGGCGUCACGGGUCUAUUGGAGUAUGGAGAAGGUCAAUAAGAUUGUGGUGUUGGACGAAAAAGCAGUGAAGGUUAUUCAGGAAAAGAUGAAAGGUGUGGAUCCGGAAGAUCAGGAAAAUCUUGAUCAGUUACUCCUGAUUGAUAACCAGUUGACUACUGUUUAUGCACAAAUCGAUGGAGUCAAGAAAUCUGUCAUACCAACACUGACAUCUGACCUAUCCUCACUUUAUCAGGUCUUCAAAUUGGCUACAACUGCUCCAGGAACCCCCAUGGAUUUUUUGAAGAUUGGAAGAUCGGUUGAGAAACUUACCAAGGAUCUGACAUUGACACCUGCACAGCUCAAGUCACUUUUGGAAGUCAAGAAGAAUCUGGAGACACUUGACACUUUUGGAUUGGACUUUGCUAAACACCACAAGGAUAUCGAUGGAUCGACGAGGGCUCUGAAUCAGAUGGAUCUAUUUUUUGCCGACUUCAAGAUAAACGUGACACCAGUUACAACUACUCCAAUGACUCCGCCACGAACAUCUUCGACUCCGCCACCUGGACAGUUACAAUCAAAUGCAUCUACUGGAUCUCUUGGAGAAAAUGGAGAGACAAAAGUGGAGGGAGGAAAUUGGUUUGAGAAACACCCUUGCUGGAUUGCGUUCAUCGCAUUCAUUACUCUCGAAUUUUGUGUUGGUACGUUUGUUGCAAUAUGUGUGUGGAAAAGAAAAAAGAGUGUGAAGAAUUCGAAUGAUGUUGAAAAAAGAAUAAACACAAAACCACACAAAGAGAACGCCAAGAACGAGCAAGCUAUUCAGAUGAGAAGCCGGUGA